Messenger RNA from Orbilia oligospora ATCC 24927, 786 nucleotides. RefSeq lists its product as uncharacterized. The record is from RefSeq and is a predicted model, not a curated record. Gene Ontology annotation, biological process: protein folding in endoplasmic reticulum. NCBI's taxonomy places the organism in Eukaryota, Fungi, Ascomycota, Orbiliomycetes, Orbiliales, Orbiliaceae. Gene Ontology annotation, cellular component: membrane; EMC complex. Bases 1 to 786 code for a protein of 261 amino acids. The transcript has 6 exons.
AUGGCGCAGGUAGUUGGCCAACAGAUCCUCCGGGAUCCGGCAUUAUUCUAUUGGAUUUUGUUCCCGAUCACGAUUGUUAUGAUCUUGACCGGUGUUCUCCGCCAUUAUGCCACCUUACUCCUGCAAUCUGCCCCCAAGCCCCUCGAAGCCAAGGCAAUCCGCGAACAGAAAAAUUAUCUUCACGGCUUGAACCUUCGCACAAACGCGAAUCAGAUCCCACUUUCCUCAUUCACCUCUCGUAAAAACUACCUAGUCCAAGCGUUCCAAUCCGGCACUUUCCUAAAGGACCCCGAUGCCUCAAAUAAACCCCCAGCGAAUCCCAUGUCCGAUCCUAACGGGAUGGAGACAAUGAUGAAUAUGAUGAAGGGGAAUAUGAUGAUGAUUGUGCCACAGACGGUUAUUAUGGGGUGGAUCAACGCUUUUUUCAGUGGAUUCGUUAUCAUGAAACUUCCUUUCCCAUUGACGAUUCGAUUCAAGUCUAUGCUCCAGAGUGGGGUUAUGACUAGGGAUAUGGAUGUUAGAUGGGUGUCUUCUCUUUCUUGGUACUUCUUGUGCUUGUUCGGAUUGAGACCAGUGUUUACAUUUAUUCUGGGGAACGAUAAUGCGGCCGAUCAAACUAUGGCUCAAGUUCAGCAGAUGAAUCCACAAGCGAAUACCCAACAACUUUUCGGACCAGGGCAAGAUCCUGCAAAGAUGUAUUUGGCCGAGGCGGAAAAUUUGGAGGUUAUGGUACAACAUGAGUUUGUAUUGGAUGGGAUUGUGGAUCGGAUAUUGGCGAGAGUAUAA